CUUUUAGCAGAGCCAGAAUAGCAGGCACUGAAAGGGCAACGUUGAUAGCUGAGCCCUGGUGUGCCGGGAGCCUGGGCAAGGGACGAACCUGAAGACACCCAGACAGGAGCGAGCCUUGGGAAGCCCAGCUGAAAGCCAGAUGGAUCUGAGUGACAGUGGAGGAGAGAGAGUGAGGCCAAGAGAUCACAGCUAAUUCAGGGCAAAGUCGGAAACCAAAGGCCCUGGCGAGAUGCUGAGGAGGAUGGAUGCCCAAGGGGUGCUGCCCCAGACACAGCUGUGACUUGACCAUGGACACACCAGCACGGGCCUGCAGAGCUCAGAGACCUGGACCCGGGCCAAGAAGUCAACAACUGUUGAAGCCGUGGUCUGCGCUCUUCCACUGACACCAGCGACCACCCAGCCCAGCCCUGCCACAUGGCCUGCUGUGUCCCUGAUGUAUGAGAGCGCCUACCGGCUCUUGAAGCUGCCCGCCGCCACCUGAGGGUCCCUGGGCUGCUCGCCGGCGGGACCCCGAGGGCGCCACGGCCUCGGCCAUGGCUAGCACGGCUGUGCAGCUCCUGGGCUUCCUGCUCAGCCUCCUGGGCCUGCUGGGCACACUCAUCACCACCAUCCUCCCGCACUGGCGGCGCACGGCGCACGUGGGCACCAACAUCCUGACGGCCGUGUCCUACCUGAAGGGGCUGUGGAUGGAGUGCGUGUGGCACAGCACCGGCAUCUACCAGUGCCAGAUCUACCGCUCGCUGCUGGCGCUACCGCGUGACCUGCAGGCGGCGCGCGCGCUCAUGGUCAUCUCCUGCCUGCUGGCGGGUAUGGCUUGCGCCUGCGCUGUCGUGGGCAUGAAGUGCACGCGCUGCGCCAAGGGCACGCCUGCAAAGGCGGUCAUGGCCGUGCUGGGCGGCGUCCUGUUCCUGUUCUCCGGCUUGCUGUGCAUGGUGGCCGUGUCCUGGACCACCAACGACGUGGUGCAGAACUUCUACAACCCGCUGCUGCCUAGCAGCAUGAAGUUUGAGCUCGGUCAGGCGCUCUACCUGGGUUUCAUCUCGUCGUCCCUGUCGCUCAUCGGAGGCACCCUGCUCUGCCUCUCCUGCCAGGACGAGGCUCCCUACCGGCUCUCCCAGGCUCAGCCCAGGCCCACCACGGUGUCUGCGCCCACCUAUCGGCCUCCGGCUGCCUACAAAGACAACCGUGCCCCUUCGGUGACCUCAACGACGCACAGCGGGUACAGACUGAACGACUAUGUGUGAGUCCAGGGGCCUUACCCAGCAGGUGCAGGCUGCACAACCACGUGGGAGUUCCCCAGGCAGGUGCAGGCUGCAUAACCUUAUGCGCGUCUCCUAGCAAGAAGCUGGGGGU
Molecule: messenger RNA, 1353 nt
Organism: Ochotona princeps (American pika)
Lineage: Eukaryota; Metazoa; Chordata; Mammalia; Lagomorpha; Ochotonidae
Gene: CLDN14
Product: claudin 14
Exons: 3
Coding region: 534-1244 (236 amino acids)
Biological process (GO): cell adhesion; bicellular tight junction assembly
Cellular component (GO): bicellular tight junction; plasma membrane
Molecular function (GO): structural molecule activity
Source: RefSeq, a predicted model, not a curated record